Rotaria socialis is the source of this 1368-nucleotide messenger RNA. The record is from the annotation of a GenBank genome assembly. NCBI's taxonomy places the organism in Eukaryota, Metazoa, Rotifera, Eurotatoria, Philodinida, Philodinidae.
AUGGUUAAAACAAAAGGAAAAAAUAAGAAGAAAAAAGCACAAAAAAAAGUCAACGAAGACAACGAAUACGAAGAUAUGGAAUCAGAAGAUUUAGCUGCCGCUGGCGGAGAAAAGGCCACCGGGAAACAAGUCUACUUACCAGGUGAUCCACUAAAUGAAGACGAAGAACUUGUUCGAGAAGAAAGUGCAUACGAAAUGUUUCAUGAAGCACAAACAGGCGAUCCAUGUUUAAGUUUUGAUAUAUUAACUGAUAGUUUGGGUAUGGAUAGAAGUCAAUAUCCGCAUACAGUCUAUAUCGUCUGCGGAACGCAAGCAGAAAAAUCUGAUCGAAAUAGUGUCAUGGUUGUAAAAUUGUCAAAUUUAACCAAAACUUUAAAAGAAAAUGCAGCAGAAUCUGAAUCCGAUGGCGAUGACGAUGAAGAAGAAGAUACAAAACCAGAGUUUGAAUCAGUUUCUUUAAGGCACAUUGGCGGUGUGAAUCGAAUACGAUCAACAGUUAUUAAUGAUCGUAAAAUAGCGGCGACAUGGUCCGAUGCAGGAAAAGUUCAUAUUUGGGAUUUAAGCCGAUUAAUUCAUGCUGUCAAUGAUUCAUCUGUUAUGGCUGCUUAUGUUCGUAAUCAAGAAUCGCCAAGGCCAUUAUAUACAUUUAGUGGACAUACAAAUGAAGGUUUUGCUAUGGAUUGGUCGCCGACAAUUCCAGGAAUGUUAGCAACAGGUGAUUGUUCAAAAAAUAUUCAUGUAUGGAAACCAAAUGAAACCGAAUGGCAUGUUGAUCAAAGACCUUUCACUGGCCAUACAUCGUCUGUUGAAGAUAUUCAAUGGUCACCAAAUGAACAAAGUGUUUUUACUUCGUGUAGUGUUGAUCGAAGUAUUCGUAUAUGGGAUAUUCGUGCUAUGCCAUCGAAAGCUUGCAUGUUAACCGAAGCUGACGCACAUUCAUCCGAUGUCAAUGUUAUCAGUUGGAAUAAGCAUGAGCCAUUUAUUGUAUCUGGUGGUGAUGAUGGUUUUAUUAAAGUUUGGGAUUUAAGACAAUUUUCUAAAAGCACGCCAGUUGCAUCGUUUAAACAUCAUCGUUCAUCGAUAACGAGUGUUCAAUGGCAUCAUACAGAUUCAAGUGUAUUUGCUGCAGCUGGAUCCGAUAAUCAAAUAACAUUAUGGGAUUUAGCUGUAGAAAAAGAUGACGAAGAGAAAAACGAACAAGCAGCUAGUAAUAAUAAUAAUCAAGUGGAAAACAUACCGGAUCAGUUGCUGUUUAUUCAUAUGGGACAAACAGAUAUAAAAGAAGUACAUUGGCAUCGACAAAUACCUGGUGUAUUAGUUAGUACUGCUCUAUCCGGUUUUAACAUCUUUAAAACAAUCAGUGCUUAA